GCAUGAUAUAACCGUAUAAAAAGUCGUCCAUCUUCAAGCGAAAUCGUCUCCGUGACGAUGUCCACGACGUAAAGAGAGGAAACUGACGAGCUCCUGACAGCUGACGUUAACGUCACCGCGUAUGCGAGCUAACUUAUCUGACUCGAUAUCUGAACGUAACCGGUUAUCACAUUACUCUCUAACCAGUUUCCGCAAACCUGCUGUCUUAACCUGACACGUGAAAUAAGAAGCGUUAUAGUUGAAUGUUCGGUUUUUUUUUUUCAGCCUAAGUAGGUCCAUCACCAGUCGGCGUCGCCAUGGGGAAUAUAUUUGCAACCAUCUUUCAGAAUUUGUUUGGGAAGAAGGAGAUGAGGAUCCUUAUGGUGGGUUUGGAUGCCGCUGGAAAGACGACUAUUUUGUACAAGCUGAAACUCGGAGAGAUUGUGACGACCAUUCCCACAAUAGGUUUCAAUGUAGAGACUGUGGAAUACAGGAACAUCAGUUUCACAGUUUGGGAUGUUGGUGGUCAAGACAAAAUUCGACCGCUGUGGCGUCAUUACUUCCAGAAUACACAGGGUCUCAUAUUUGUCGUGGACAGCAACGACCGAGAGCGAUGUCAGGAGGCUCGCGAAGAGCUCGCAAGAAUGUUGUCAGAGGACGAGUUGCGUGACGCCGUGCUAUUAGUGUUUGCCAACAAACAAGACCUUCCAAAUGCCAUGAAUGCAGCAGAACUCACAGACAAGUUGGGUCUUCACAGCCUACGCCAGAGAAACUGGUACAUCCAGGCCACCUGUGCCACCACCGGGGACGGCCUGUACGAAGGACUGGAUUGGUUGUCUACUCAGCUGAAAAAAAAUUAAUAAUCAUCGACUAUCCACCCAAUCUCAGACCACGCUCUCUAGUCUUAAAGUUAAAACUGAGUUCCCCUCUCCAAAAAGCAGAAGUGGCAGUUGCCCUUACCUCAGCAGUUAUUGUCAUAAACAUACAGGCCAGUGGUGGGGAUGAUCUAUUCUUGUCAAGCUGUCAGGUUUUAUUUUAUGUAACUGUAAAUAUUUUUGGUAAUGGGGCAGCUUAUUGCACUCUACAGAUCCUGUUGUGGUUCUUUCUCUUUCGGGCUGAGGGGCAGCCGCGUGUGCGUUUAAUAAGAAAAGGGAGGUGAGGAAUAAGAAUUUUCCAGCAUGACGGCCCAGGACCUCAAUGCAAUCCGAUGACUUAUUAUCUGGUCACACGUACUGUAGCGGGUGAUGGGCUUUUAAUAAUAAUAAAAAAAACUGACUUAAACACUGAUGCGCUACUUGCAGCCACUGUGGUUACUUUAAUAAGUGACUGCAUGUACCAGCCCCUCCUCCCCCACCCCAAUUACCAUUCAGUAAACACAGGGCUCUUUGUACUUCCCUUUUUUCCCAAGUUAAAGUCCUGUCUGAACACUUACCAGCCUUUUGUUAUACAGGAAGUGGAAUUGAGAAAUGCUGCAACAAUCUCACGUCUACCUGCUUCAUGGUUGUUUGAAAUCCGGUAUGUCGGGACGGCGUUGGGUUUUUGUAUUUGAGUCUCAGGUUUAUCAUGUGCUGCCUUUGCAAUAUACUUGUUAGCAAAACUGCAUGAUUUGGUCUUUCGGGUCGUGCAUAUUCACUGGGUGUUUACAUCAUCAGGCUGCACAGGAACCAUUAUUUCCACAGCCCCAUCCUGUAACUUGUGUGUACUGUGUUCGGUAAUUGUACCUAAAGAAGUUGCACACUACAAUGGCCCUUCUGUCUUCACUCGAGGAACAUUCAUGCCGUUUUCUUUAAUUAAAAAAAAAAUCCAAAUCUGAGAAGUGGUGUUUUGGGUGGCGUUACAAAAUCAUUUUCAGCUACAUGUCUAACGAAGCGCCGGUAUUUGUUCCUUUGCGGCGCGUGGUGUUUGGGGUUAACGAGAAGCCAAACAUACCUUUGAAAAGGUGUGGGUGUUUGCUCUGAACAUGUCUUAAGGGUGCAUCAAACUUUCUUUCUUUUUUGAUUUAUAACUGCCUAAAAUUGUGAGAACUAUGUUAAUCUCUUAAGUGUGUAUUUGUGUGUCUUUUUUAUGUAAAGAUUUGGUUUUGUGAGGAAAAAGCACUAAUUAAAGUGACUGGAUAAUUUUUUUUCCUGCAACUGAUUUUCAUUUUUACACUAUGCAAUAAAACUGCUGAAUGUUAAGAUGUGUAAUGUAGCUUUGAUCUAUUUUGUAAAAUUACAUUGAAAAUGUGCAUCUUUGCUAUAAAAAACAAAAAAGCAG
This is a messenger RNA of Pseudoliparis swirei, 2235 nucleotides long. RefSeq names its product ADP-ribosylation factor 1 (gene arf1). Gene Ontology annotation, molecular function: GTP binding; GTPase activity. Gene Ontology annotation, biological process: intracellular protein transport; vesicle-mediated transport. NCBI's taxonomy places the organism in Eukaryota, Metazoa, Chordata, Actinopteri, Perciformes, Liparidae. The transcript is spliced from 5 exons. Gene Ontology annotation, cellular component: cytoplasm; plasma membrane. Bases 297 to 839 code for a protein of 180 amino acids. The record is from RefSeq and is a predicted model, not a curated record.